Triplophysa dalaica is the source of this 2792-nucleotide messenger RNA. It is a transcript of the gene atg4c, whose product is annotated as autophagy related 4C, cysteine peptidase. The record is from RefSeq and is a predicted model, not a curated record. Gene Ontology annotation, molecular function: protein-phosphatidylethanolamide deconjugating activity. The coding region runs from base 201 to 1589 and encodes 462 amino acids. Lineage: Eukaryota; Metazoa; Chordata; Actinopteri; Cypriniformes; Nemacheilidae. The transcript has 11 exons.
CAUUGCAGUCUUAUGGAGUUGGGAACGUGGGCUGGAGACCUCCCAACAUGAUUCAUAUCCUGUGUGCACAAUAGAGCGAUCUUUAACAGGAAACUAUCGGUGUCACUAAAAGUGUGAAUUGCAUCCGUUUCCACUUCCAUCGGAAAGUAAUCUCAAGUCCAGCGCGGGGCUGUAAUGGGUUCUGCUCUGUGGAUGAUGAUAUGGAGACUAACGUUACAGGGACCGACGAGGUGGAGAAACUGAAGUCUAAAUUCAUGUCAGCAUGGCACAAUGUGAAAUACAGUUGGGCUCUCAAAACAAAAACUGCCUUCAGCCGUAAUUCCCCUGUCUUCUUGUUGGGGAAAUGCUACCAUUUCAAGGUUGUAGAUGAUGAAAGCCACACAGAGAGUUGUACAGCUGAGGCAUCAGACGAUGAUGUCAUUUCCGGCAAUGUUGAUGGUUUUCGGAGGGACUUUACGUCACGGGUUUGGCUUACUUAUCGAGAAGAGAUUCCAGCCCUUCCAGGCUCUACCCUCACUUCAGAUUGUGGAUGGGGUUGUACUCUCCGGGCAGGGCAGAUGAUUUUGGCCCAGGCUCUUCUGCUUCACAUCCUGGGAAGAGACUGGACCUGGCCUGAAGCGAUGACCCUGGAGCCCUUGGAUACAGAGACAUGGACCAGCAGUACCGCACGGAGACUGGUGGCCACAUUAGAGGCCUCUCUUCAGGGGGAUAGAACACAGGUCACUAACUGCCCGUCUCAAGGAGGCGCUGAAGAAGCAGACUCCUACCUGAAAGAGACACAUCACCGCAACAUUGUAUCCUGGUUUGGGGACGGACAUUCAGCCCAGCUGGGCGUCAACAGACUGGUGCAGAUUGGAAUGACAUCAGGAAAGCAGGCGGGCGAUUGGUACGGACCUGCGGUGGUGGCACACAUACUCAGAAAAACUGUCGGCGAGGCAACAGACCCUAUGCUAAAAGGCAUACGUGUAUAUGUAGCACAAGACUGCACUGUGUACAGUGCUGAUGUUAUUGACAGCCAUUCAGGGCAGACGGGCAGCCCCAGUGAUCCUCAAGGACUCAAUACUAUUCCUGAUGGAAGAGCAGUCGUCAUACUCAUACCCGUAAGACUGGGAGGAGAGAAGAUCAACCCAGAAUACUUCAGCUUUGUCAAGAGCAUAUUAAGCUUAGACUACUGUAUCGGCAUCAUUGGUGGAAAGCCUAAACAGGCCUACUAUUUUGUCGGAUUUCAAGAUGACAGCUUGAUUUACAUGGAUCCUCAUUACUGUCAGUCUUUUGUGGAUGUCAGCACAAGCGGUUUCCCUCUGCAGUCUUUUCAUUGCCCGUCACCAAAGAAAAUGGCUUUCAAUAAAAUGGACCCAAGCUGCACGAUUGGAUUCUACUCAAAAAAUGUUGAACACUAUGAACGAAUAAACAGUGAAUUGUCAAAGAUAUUGCAGACGUCUUCUAAAGAGAAAUACCCUGCAUUCACUUUUAUGGAAGGACAUGGGAUGGAUUAUGAACUUUCAGUUCCUUUAGUCAAAAGAGAAUGGCCCUUUAUCAGUGACACAAGGAAAGCAGGAGCAACAUCCGGAGACUUCGUGCUGCUCUAAGAGAAGCCACUAACGCAGUCAAGGGAUACACACUGUUUCUAGAUCUGUGUUUGUUUACACAACACUGUGGGCCUAAAAUGUAGGUACUUGUGCUACACUGGACCGUCAAUUCAGAAUAAGUGAAGUCAAAAGACUUCAGCAGUGCAUAAAGUUUUCAAGGUAUCAAUACAUCUAUAUGUAUUUCUACAUGUGCCAUAUGAAAGCCUUUCUAACAGACUGCUACAUAGUUUGGAUUCAAAAUAUACACAUUUCCUCAUAUAUUUGAUUAACGCAAUGACAAGUGGGGUUAAAAUGUAUUUUUUUAUUUUAAAGAAAACCUUUUUCACUAGAAUCACAUUAUUUUUCUGAGGGCAUAACGUUUUUUCUGAAAAUAAUGAUCAAAACAUAUCUAGUCUACUUUUUGAAGGAUACACAGUGAUUUACUAAAAAUUGAUCAUAACUUAUAUAGUGAUUUGCUUUGUUUACUUACUUUGUUAACUGGAAAGAUAAUGUCCCUUUACCAGGGAGUAGAAAACUGUAUCUCAUACGCCUAAAUAAAUGUCACGGUGCCUUCUGAAAUUAGAUAUUUAAUAGUGAUAGAAGUGUGCUAUCUGCAGAGAUUGAAAGUAACUUAAAAUGUGGAAAAUUUGUUCAGUAUUACAUGGAUUUGUUUUAUAAUAUCAGUUAACAGUACAAUAGUUUGUCGCCAUGUUUGAAACUAAAGAAAUUCAGAGCUGACUAAAGAGAUCCCAUUAGUCUUUGACUAACUAACUGUAGUGUUUUAAUGGUCUAAUGCAGGACAUAAACCAGUAUGAAUCAAGUCAUUAUACUCCGUUUUCUCUCUCAAUAAUCAUUUCAGAUGUUGGUUUAUUUAUUGUUAACGUAAAAUAUAUUUUGCUUACACAUCCAGUGGUUGUGAAUAACAUUUUAUGUUAUUAUUUUUAGUGGAAACACCUUUGGACCAAAGCACCUGUUAUUGGAUCCUGUAAUUGUAGUCACGCAGUAGAUGUAAUAGUGUUCACACAUUGUAUUUAACCAACCAAAAGUUAGAAUCUGUUACUUAUGCAAACCUAGUAAUUCUGCUAUUUUGGGGGUUUUGUAAAUGAUCACAAUGUAUUUCAAUACCAUGCCUUGCCUAAAUCAUUUUGCACAAUGGACAUUUCAGUUUUACAAUUUGUUGACUUCAGAAAUGUACAAUAAAUCUAACAUGAUUAAAUGACAAAA